CCCCUUCCCUCCAGCAGACCCCGCCUGCGGGCCGCAGCCCGCGACCAUGGUCUCCAAGUCCGACCAGCUGCUCAUCGUCGUGUCCAUCCUGGAAGGUCGCCAUUUCCCCAAACGUCCAAAGCAUAUGCUUGUAGUAGAAGCAAAGUUUGAUGGAGAACAGUUGGCUACUGAUCCCGUGGACCACAUUGACCAGCCAGAAUUUGCUACAGAGUUAGCCUGGGAAAUUGACAGGAAAGCACUCCAUCAGCACAGGCUACAGCGUACUCCUAUCAAACUCCAGUGUUUUGCCUUGGAUGCUUUGACUUCAGCCAAGGAAACUAUAGGUUACAUUCUUCUAGAUUUAAGAACUGCUCAAGAAACAAAGCAGGCACCAAAAUGGUACCAGUUGCUGAGCAAUAAAUACACCAGGUUCAAGUCUGAGAUACAAAUAAGCAUUGCUUUGGAAACAGAUUCAAAGGCACCAGUGGAUAGUUUUAAGGCAAAGGGGGCUCCCCCUCGAGAUGGAAAAGUACCUGCUAGCCUGCCUGGAUUUGACCCCAAGGACAUUGUGGCCGUGCUGAAUGAGGAAGGAGGCUACCAUCAGAUCGGACCAGCAGAGUCUUGCACUGAUUUCUUCCUUAUGUCAGUGACCAUAGCGUUUGCCACCCAGUUGGAGCAGUUAAUUCCAUGUACCAUGAAACUUCCAGAAAGACAGCCCGAGUUUUUCUUUUACUAUUCUUUACUGGGAAAUGAUGUUACAAAUGAACCCUUCAAUGAUUUGAUCAACCCAAACUUUGAACCAGAGAGAGCGUCUGUUCGAAUACGAAGCAGUGUAGAAAUUCUUCGUGUUUACUUGGCUUUUCAAUCUAAACUACAGAUCCAUCUCUGCUGUGGAGACCAGUCACUUGGAAGUACAGAAAUACCUUUAGCAGGAUUACUGAAAAAGGGUAGUACAGAAAUCAACCAGCGCCCAGUCACAAUUGAGGGUGCUUUUACCCUUGACCCUCCAAACCGAGCCAAACAAAAGCUUGCACCUAUUCCUGUGGAGCUGGCCCCAACUGUGGGAGUGUCUGUGGCUCUGCAGAGAGAAGGCAUAGAUGCACAGUCUUUAAUUCAAUUAAAGACCCAGAAUGAACAUGAGUCACAGCAUUCAAAGAAGAGAGUUUUAACUCCCAUAAAGGAGAAACUUACUGAGCCAAAGUCACCAAGUGUGUCUCCUGUUAUGCCUCACAACCAGUCACCUCCAACAAAAGAUGAUGCAACAGAAAGUGAAGUGGAAAGUUUACAGUAUGAUAAGGACACAAAACCAAACCCAAAGGCCAUCAGUUCUUCUGUACCUGCUUUGCCGGCCCAGCCGGUGACAGCAUCCAGUGCUCCGGAAACAGCUUCAGGACAGAAGAUUGCUGUUCCAGCCACAUCACACCAUUUUUGCUUUUCGAUAGACCUACGGAGUAUCCAUGACUUGGAAGUUGGUUUUCCAAUCAACUGUAUUUUAAGGUACUCAUAUCCAUUCUUUGGAAGUGCAGCUCCUAUUAUGACUAAUCCUCCUGUUGAAGUUCGGAAAAACAUGGAAGUUUUUCUUCCCCAAUCUUACUGUGCAUUUGAUUUCGCAACUAUGCCUCAUCAGCUGCAAGAUACCUUCUUAAGGUCAAAUAACAGGAUAAUAAAUCUUUCUUACACCAUGACUCUAGAAGAUUAUGGAAUAUUAAAAACACGUGAGAUUUUUGUCUCUGAUUCAUCUCAGGGUUUAACUGCUGUACAACAGAACUCAUCUUGUCUUCCUCCCGCACCUUGUCCUUCAGAAGUCCAGACAGAGCCUCGUGAAACCUUAGAAUACAAAGCAGCUCUUGAGCUAGAAAUGUGGAAGGAGAGGCAAGAAGACAUUUUUGAAAAUCAGCUAAAGCAGAAAGAACUAGCUCAUAUGCAAGCUCUUGCGGAGGAAUGGAAGAAAAGGGAUCGAGAGAGAGAAUCACUAGUAAAGAAAAAGGUGGCUGAAUAUACUCUUCUGGAAGGAAAACUUCAAAAAACCCUAAUUGAUUUAGAGAAGAGAGAGCACCAGCUGGCCAUUACAGAAUCAGAGCUUCAACAAGAAAGAAGGGAACUGAAAUCAGAACGUGAACAGAACCUGCAAGAACUUCAGAACUCUAUCCGUAGGGCCAAGGAAGAUUGUGUUCACCAAGUAGAACUGGAAAGGUUAAAGAUCAAGCAGCUAGAAGAGGACAAACACCGACUUCAGCAGCAGCUUAAUGAUGCUGAAAAUAAGUAUAAGAUUUUGGAAAAAGAGUUCCAGCAGUUCAAGGAUCAGCAAAGCAACAAACCAGAACUCCGCCUACAGUCUGAAAUAAACCUUCUCACCUUGGAAAAGGUUGAACUUGAAAGAAAGUUGGAAUCUGCAACUAAAUCUAAACUGCAUUACAAGCAGCAAUGGGGACGAGCUUUGAAAGAACUUGCCAGACUUAAACAGCGGGAGCAAGAAAGUCAAAUGGCUCGUCUUAAAAAACAGCAAGAAGAAUUGGAACAGAUGAGACUACGUUACUUGGCUUCUGAGGAAAAAGAUACAGUAAAAACUGAGCGACAAGAAUUGUUGGAUAUAAGAAAUGAAUUAAACAGGUUAAGGCAACAAGAACAAAAACAGUGCCAGGAUUCCAGAGAGAUUGCAAGUGGAAAAGUGAAUGGUCCACAUGGCGAUGCCCUGGAAGAAGGUUUGGAUGAUUAUUUGACUCGCCUAAUAGAAGAGAGGGAUACUUUGAUGAGGACGGGUGUGUAUAAUCACGAGGAUCGAAUAAUAAGUGAACUUGACCGACAGAUCAGAGAGGUUUUGGCAAAAAGCAAUACCAGUAAUUAAUAACAUUUGGAAAAUCUUUACAGACUUCAGGUCUAAAUUUUAAUUUCAUUGUAAAACCCUUAAAUGAAGGGCAAACUGGAUGUUUUAAGAUGCAAUUUUCAGUUUUUUUAUAAGCAAAAAUUUUAUAUGCUAUUGUAUAGUAUUUAUUUGAUUUUAUUUACUUUGUGCUACCUCUCCCAUUCUGGUUUUAUUUGUAAUUGCAUUUUAUAUACUCAUUUUAAAUGCCUUUUCAGUGUUCCUUGUAAUUUAUAAUUUCAUGGCUGAGAUUUCAAAACAGCUUUUCAUUAAAUUUGUCCUAGGAGAAAUGACUGCAGUUAUAUAUUUUCAUGUUGAGCCAAAAGAGUACAUGUUGCACUUUAAAAAUGUGUCCUAUUCAUUUUGAAUAUAGAUAUCUUAAUUGUUUAGACAAAUUGCAAAUGUAAAGAAUUGUAUUUAACUCGUUUUAGAUGUCCUGUCUUUUUUACUUCUAACAUUAGCAAGUGACACGUUUGAAAACAGGAUAAAUGCAAAGAAGCCAUAUGGUAAUAUUGAGAGACAAGUUAGUCGUUUAUUUAAAGUUUAUAUAGAUUAAACUUGUUUCAAGCCCUAUUGAAUUUUCAAAUUUUCGGUGUGCUCUUAACUUUUAAGAAUGUGAAGUAGCAGCUUAAUAAGGUCUUUGUCAGCCUCUUGCUCAAGAUUGCAUCAUUUUCUUUUGUUGAAAAUAGAGAUUUCUUUUUAUUUUUCAGUAAUAGUAUGACUAGUUAACUCUGUAAUAUAGAAAUAGGUACUUUUUAAAAAAAGACUUUAGCUGGGAAAAUAGAAUGAAAAAAUUUUUUUCUCCCUCUAAUUUUAAUCAGUCUUUUUAAAAAGUACAUGAGAUUAAAUCAUUGGAUUUACAUAGUGCCAUGUUUGUAUAAACUUAAGAAUUCCUUUACAUCAUAUUCUUCAGAGCCAACAUUUGUCCUCAGAGCACUUCCCGCGUCCUUUUAAAGGGUACUGAAAAGGCUUAUUAGAAAUGUCCCAAUUUGGUGAGUCUUUAAAUAUAUAUAGUUGGAAAUUUCUGAUUCCCAAAUAUAAUAAAUUUAAGUAUGUACUUCAGGUGGGAUACAUACUAUUUACUGAUAACUUCUGUAAAAGCAGAAUAAUAGGCCAUUUGGUAACACUAAAUUAAUUUUCUGUUGCUUUCCAAGGAGGUAUGUUUCUUGUUUGGGAAAUUAAAGUCCCUGCAUGCAUUAUAUGGUUUUUUUCUUUAUUAACAAAGUAUUAAUCUAAAAACAACCCAGCAGUAAAUAACAGAGAAAGAAAUUACUGAAUGAGAAAAUAAUGAAUAUGUGAAUCAUAACAAGAAUUUGAAACAUUAAUUAUGGUUAGGCAUUAUCUCUUACCGAAUUUCGUGCCACGUGAAUUGAACAGAGUAUUCUUUUUGUUUCGGAAAGUCUCGGUUAAAAUAUAGUGACUGCCUUCAAUUGCAUUGUGUACUGUGUGUGACUCUUCUCAAACACUAGAGGGGGCCUUAGAUUUAAAGAAACAAAAAGGACUUUCCUAAAAUGGAUGUGUGGUUUAUUUUGCCUGCUGUAAAGCUAUCUUUUGGCUAUGUAUUUUAACAAAUAAAAUGGUAAUUGUAUGCA
Messenger RNA from Myotis brandtii (Brandt's bat), 4431 nucleotides. RefSeq names its product centrosomal protein 120kDa (gene CEP120). Gene Ontology annotation, cellular component: centrosome; centriole. NCBI's taxonomy places the organism in Eukaryota, Metazoa, Chordata, Mammalia, Chiroptera, Vespertilionidae. Gene Ontology annotation, biological process: positive regulation of centriole elongation; interkinetic nuclear migration; centrosome cycle. The record is from RefSeq and is a predicted model, not a curated record. The coding region runs from base 47 to 2824 and encodes 925 amino acids. The transcript has 19 exons.